AUGGCCAGACACUUCUGGUCCCGCGUCUUGAGCUUGUCCCCAGUGGAUCAGACAGGCCACACACCAGUGCCUGACACCCACAGCCCACCGCUGCCCAGGCUCUCCCCUGCCGGGGCCUUUCUCCUUGCACUUCUGGCUGUGGCAGUCCCUGGUCUCGCGCUCAGACCUCUGCCCCACGUGCAUGCCGUCUUCCUUCACCUGGAUAAAACCACCCUGGCGCUGUGGGUUGGAAUCUCCUACGACCCUGCGCGCUUUCCGCGGCACCUGCCUGAGGCCUACUGCCUGUGCCGUGGCUGCCUGACCGGGCCCGCAGGGGAGGAGGACCUGCGCUUCCGCAGCGUGCCUGUCUACGCGCCUGCCGUGGUGCUGCGCCGCAGCAGUGCCUGCGCCGGGGGCCGCGCUGUCUACACCGAGGACUACAUCACCGUCGCCGUGGGCUGCACCUGCCUGCCCGGGCCCCCAAGGGAUGCGGGGAGCCUCAAUGCCAGCGUGGACAAGCCAGAAAGAUCAGCUGGCCAAGUGAGACCAAUCUCUGAUCUCUGUGACACCCCAGCAAAGACCAAGAUGCUCCCCUUGUCCAUAUGGAUUUCACACCCAAGCUUCAGCUACCAUGGAAACAAUGGAGCUCACAUCUACAGUCAUGACUUCAGCCUUGGUCCGAUUGAGAUGGUAAGCUCACUCAGACAUCUUUCAGUACAAAAGUCCAUGUGGUAAAAAGAAUAGCAGCCUUCAAAGCCAUGCCAGGUGCCACUUGUGCCCCAGCUGUCAUGCAUAACAUCUCCCAGCCAGUCCUCACAGUAAGUCGUGCAGGUGCGGAAAGCCCAAGAGGGGAGUCCACAUCCACACAGGCCAGGGCCACGACUCUGCUCACUGUGCUGUUAGUUUACCCAAAGGCUGGCGAAGGGGUGGCACGUUCCGAAUGGAGGAACCAGCUCUGCACCCUGGGACCCAGCAGGCAGACUCUGCUGGGGUUUCUUCCGAGUGGUAUGUCUGUCCACUUAGUGGACACCUCUCGGGCACCAGCCUUGCUCGGGCACCGAGCCCGCUCUAGUGUGAACAAGACACCAUUUCUCUUCACCCGACACGUCGCGCAGGCAUGGCCACUAGAGCAGCCAGGUGUCUGCGGCCGCUGGCUCCCUACCCCCAGCCCCCCACCCGGGGCUGCCUCAUACACCGUGGCCACACCCUGCUGUGCUGCCUUCGCCUCCCUCCCAUCUCAUUGGGGAAGCACUUCACAAUGCCCAGCAGUGCAUCAAACACGCAGCAAAACACAUUGCUGCACUUACUGUCAGUUACUUUUAAAGUACCCACCCUGGGCAACACAGCAAGACCCC
This is a messenger RNA of Carlito syrichta (Philippine tarsier), 1334 nucleotides long. It is a transcript of the gene IL17D, whose product is annotated as interleukin 17D. The transcript is spliced from 4 exons. Gene Ontology annotation, molecular function: cytokine activity. Bases 1 to 714 code for a protein of 237 amino acids. NCBI's taxonomy places the organism in Eukaryota, Metazoa, Chordata, Mammalia, Primates, Tarsiidae. The record is from RefSeq and is a predicted model, not a curated record. Gene Ontology annotation, cellular component: extracellular region.